AUGAAAGUCGCUUAUGAAGACGACAACUCAGCAACUCUUAGGUUUUUGCUAAGUCAACCUUUUAUAGAAAUAAAUUCUCUGACUCAUGACAAGAAAUCUUGUCUCCAUCAUCCAGAGAUUUGUGCAGAAAUCAAACGGUAUAUUAAGCAUUUAAAAAUUCAUCCCAUUUUAACGGGACAAUUUAUUUGUGGAUAUAAUCAUUGCGGUGCAACAUUUAGAUUUGAAAACUCUCUUAGAAGUCAUAUUAAUCGAUCUCAUAAUUUUACACGUGAAGAAGCAGGUAGUUUAGAGUCAAAUAAUAAGCAAAAACUUGAGCUCCUAGAAUUGAAAUGUAAUGUUCUUUAUUGCACACAGAAAUUUGAUGAUAUUAAAAAAUUUAAAACACACUUAAAUAAUCAUAUUAAAGACGGUGUAGCUGUUCAAUGUUAUUUUCCGGAAUGUAAUAAAACUUACAGAAAAGUCAACUCAUUGUCAUCUCAUAUAUCUAUAAACCAUAACGAGAAAGAACUCAAAUUUCCGUCAUCUGAAUCUGGAUCAUCUGUAUCUGAAGAAUUAUCCGAUGAUGAGAUCUGCGAAAAAGCUCCAUUAGUCACCCCGAUUCUCAUUAUUCGAGGAAAUAAUUUACACGAUUCAGCCAAUAAAUACGAUGUUAUAAUCGAAAAACAAAAAUCCGUUUCCGUGGAGUCAUUUCAAAAUGGAAUUUUAGUUACUUUUCUAAUGUAUUAUGUAUUUGCUUUAGAAUAUCCUAAAAGUAUCGAAGGAACAUUGGAAACAAUUCAAAGAUUGUUCCUUGAAAUCUGCCCCCAAGAAGGGACGAAGCGCGCCAGCAAAACCAAAAAAGCGACUGCCAUACAUCCAAAAGUGUUAUCUUUAACUGACAACAUUGGAAUAUACACGGAUUCAGAUUAA
Messenger RNA from Cotesia congregata, 909 nucleotides. Lineage: Eukaryota; Metazoa; Arthropoda; Insecta; Hymenoptera; Braconidae. The record is from the annotation of a GenBank genome assembly.